Molecule: messenger RNA, 561 nt
Organism: Macrosiphum euphorbiae (potato aphid)
Lineage: Eukaryota; Metazoa; Arthropoda; Insecta; Hemiptera; Aphididae
Source: the annotation of a GenBank genome assembly
AUGCAAACAACAGCGUAUUCACCGAUGACAAAUGGAACCCUGGAACGUAGUCACAAGACAUUAAAAGAAUAUUUGCGAAACUUUAGUGAUGAAAAAACGGAAAAUUGGUGCGAAAUGUUGAGUUAUGCAAUGUACAUGUAUAAUACAACACCACAUACAGCGCAUAAAUUUACACCUUAUGAGUUAGUGUUUGGUAUUCAGCCAGUUGUCCCUUCGAGUUUUUUGAAACCACCAUCGACAGGAUACAGUUAUUGUGAUUACGUAAAUGAUUUAAGGACACGAAUGCAAGAAGCAAGACAGAUGGCGAAGAAACAUUUAAUUGAAGCGAAAGUAAAAUCAAAAACUAAUUAUGACAAACAUAUCAAUCCAAUUGAAUUAGAAAUAGGCGAUAAAGUUCUGAUGAAAAAUAUGAAGAAAAAAAAUAAGUUAGAACCAAAUUGGAUAGGUCCGUAUGAAAUAGUAGAGGUACAUGAACCCGUAAAUGUAUCAAUCAUGAAAAAUAAUAAAGUUGUACGCGUUCAUAUGAAUCACUUACAAUCAUUUAAAGAAAUAAACGAUUAA